AGAGAUGUGAGUCCCUGUUAGACCGAUUUAUAUAAAUUAACUACAAACGAAUUUGUUGUAUCCUAUUUUUAAUUAUCGUCAAUAUACUCCUUACGUUUCAAGAGCGAGUAAAAAUUAAUAAUUUUUUGAGCUUAUUUUUUACUUCCCGCUACACUACCGUUCUCUUCCAUGCUACAAUCCCGAAAGCCAUUUCUUUCCCCUCCGAUCCCCAUAUCUUUGCUGCGCGGGCAAAAGCGAGGACGACACAAGCUCAGCCAGGCCGAGAGAGAGAGAACGAGACCGGACUGCUUCUUCUUCGCACAGCCAGGCUCUACUGGAUCCCAUUUUCCGUCCAACCACUAUAUUGUCUUGAUGAGCAAGCGGAAACAACCAUAUUCGCCAAGCAAGUGCUUGAGAAUCAAUAUCAGUGGGUUGGAUCUUCAUGGGAAAAGGCUUUGUGAAGUUGAAAAAAUCUUAAAGAGGUUAAAAAGAACUCAAUAGAGUUGGAUUCGCUUUCAAAGUCACAGCCUCACAGUAACGAAAUGAAUUGAGCAUAAAACCCAUGACUCUGGUUCCUCGGGAAUUAUUUCCUCGACUCUAUACUUCGCCACCCCGUCAGCAAUUUAUUCGAAAUUUUUCACUCUGGUCAAUGAAGAAGGAAUCGGAUCUCGAAUCGGCUCUAUCUAGAAAUCGUAGAUGGAUAGUCAAUAAUCAGAUCAAGUUCAUAAUUCUUCGAUACCCAGGCCAGGUAGUGCCAGUGAAAUUCCUCCAGAAGAAAUUCAAGACCCUGGAUCUCCAAGGCAAAGCUCUCAAUUGGCUCAAAAAAUACCCAUGCUGCUUUGAGGUUUAUUUGGAAGAUGACAAGUACUACUGCCGGCUGACGAAACGGAUGAUGUUUUUGGUAGAAGAGGAAGAAGCUAUCAAAGAUAUGCAGGAACCAGUAUUUGUUGAGAGAUUGGCAAAGUUGCUUAUGAUGAGCUUGAAUCAUAGACUCAAUGUUGUUAAACUUAAUGAAAUAAAGAGGAAUUUCGGCUUUCCAGAUGACUAUCUAAUUAGAAUUGUGCCGAAGUAUUCGGAUUUGUUUCGGGUUGUUAAUUAUAGUGGGAGACGGAGUUCAAUGGAGAUUGAACUGGUGUCAUGGAAACCUGAUUUAGCAGUUACCAAGAUUGAAGCCUCUGCUCAGAAGGAGGGUUCUCAGCCAUGUUUUUCAUGUUCAUUACCCUCAACUUGGGUGAAGUCAUGGGAAAGAUUUCACAAAUUUAAUGCAGCUCCUUAUAUUUCGCCAUACCUGGACCCCAGAGGUUUAGCAGAGGGAUCAGAGGAGCUGGAGAAGAGGAAUGUGGGCUUGCUGCACGAGUUCUUGUCAUUGACGCUGUGGAAGAAAGCCUCAAUUUUGAAGCUAGGCCAUUUUAGGAGAGAGUUUGGCUUGCCAGAGAAAUUGAACGCUUUGCUGCUCAAGCACCCUGGCAUAUUUUAUGUUUCAAAUAAGUAUCAGAUCUAUACAGUACUUCUUAGAGAGGGAUAUAAUGGGUCAGAACUGAUUGAUAAAGAUCCUCUAGUUGUUGUGAAAGAAAAAUUUGGGGAACUAAUGCAGGAGGGACUUCAUGAAUAUAAUCGGAGGCACCAUUUGGUGAAUUUAGAGAAGAAAAAGAAGGACAUGGUUUUGGCUAGAUUAGAUAAAAGCAAGGACAGAAGCUCUGAAAUUCCCGAUAAUGAUGAUCAGGCAGAUAAGUUGGGUGGCCUGUUUGACCCGGAAGAAAGAAAACGGUUUUAUAAAAUUCUCUUUGAUGAUACUGCUCCAUGAAAUUCAACUCAGGUAUGUAAUAUGUUCUGGGGUUUAAGGUAUCAACUUUUGUGUAUGUAUUUAUUCUCAGUUUUGGAAGUUGAUGUUUCUCAAUGACUUGCCUGUCACCAAUUUCUUUGUCAUUACCAGUUAGGAAUAAUUCAACUGUUUUUUUUUUAUUUUUUUAUUUAUUUUUAUUUUUUAUAAAUAAUUUCUGUAAGGUAUCAAGGAAUAUUUAUAUUGGACUUUAUAAUAGUUCUUGUU
Corylus avellana is the source of this 2026-nucleotide messenger RNA. Its product is annotated as Ubiquitin carboxyl-terminal hydrolase family protein. The record is from RefSeq and is a predicted model, not a curated record. Gene Ontology annotation, molecular function: RNA binding. NCBI's taxonomy places the organism in Eukaryota, Viridiplantae, Streptophyta, Magnoliopsida, Fagales, Betulaceae.